Molecule: messenger RNA, 1473 nt
Organism: Camponotus floridanus (Florida carpenter ant)
Lineage: Eukaryota; Metazoa; Arthropoda; Insecta; Hymenoptera; Formicidae
Exons: 10
Coding region: 211-1377 (388 amino acids)
Biological process (GO): sensory perception of smell; detection of chemical stimulus involved in sensory perception of smell
Cellular component (GO): plasma membrane
Molecular function (GO): odorant binding; olfactory receptor activity
Source: RefSeq, a predicted model, not a curated record
UGGUAGUACCAAUUAAAAAAUACUCACAUGCUGAUAUUGAGCACAACUUAUUGUUAGUUGAGUGUUUUUUUAGCAAUGAAUGCAAUAGAAUGAAACAGACAUCGAAAAUAUAAGAGAAGAAAACCAUGCAUGAAAUAAUCGAUGAAUCGAAAAGAGAGGGAUUUGCGUCUACUAAUUUUCCGUCAAACUUGAAUCGACAGUCACGGAAAAAUGAUCAGUCUCGAGACUCAACAUUUUAACAUCAAUCGAAUUCUGUUGCUUAUCAUUGGUUUGUGGCCUUAUCAACGGUCGCUUCUAAUCGAACUUCAAUUAAUUUUACUUUUUGGUAUUCUGAUAUCUUUUAUUGUAUUUCAGUUCACAACAUUUAUAACAUCGGAAUGUACUUUGGACCUAAUCUAUAAAGUUUUAUCUUCUGCAUUCUUUUUCAUUUGUUUUGCAAUCAAAUAUAAUUCAUUUUGGAUUAAUGCCGAUAUUUUAAGGAGUUCGCUGAAGCAACUUCAAGAUAUAUAUAACGAAAUAAAGGACAAAAAUGAAAUCGCUAUCAUAGAAAAAUAUGGAAGCAAAGCGAAACGUUUUACAUUUAGAAUUAUAUUACUUGUCAUAGGAUAUCAAUGUACAUUUAUUUUGCUAUAUAUGUGGCCGUACAUUUUGGUUCUAACAAGUAAAUCUCGAUUACGUUCUUCGCCAUAUAUUAUGAUAGAAUAUUUUAUUGAUCAAGAAAAAUAUUCCUAUUUAAUUACACUGCAUAGACAUGCAGCAUGUUUCAUAGGCAUAAUAGCAAUGGCAGCGACAGGAACUAUGCUCCUAGCAUACCUUCAACAUACAUGUGCUUUAUUUAGUAUCGCUUGUUACCGAAUCGAGCAAGCAAUUGGUACGUCACAAAAAAAUGGUUUUGCAAAUGAGCAAAAAAGUUGUAAGGAAAUAAUUCGCGCUGUAAACAUUCAUUGUCACGCUAUGAAGCUUAGUAAUUUUUUAAUAUCCAAUUUUGUGGGAUCAUAUUUUCUCUUGAUAGCGGCUGGCGUGAUUUGCUUAAGUUGUAAUCUUCUUCGGAUUGCGUCAUUUACCGGUAACAUUGGACAACUUCUAUUAUCUAUCAUUCAUUUAAGUAUCCAUUAUAUAUAUUUGUUUCUUGCUAAUUAUAGUGCACAAGAAGUUACGGAUCAUAAUGAAUAUGUGUUUGCCACAGUAUAUAAUGUCCGUUGGUACAUGGCUCCAAUACGUAUACAGAAAAUGAUACAAUUUCUACUACAAAAAGGUACUAAAAGUUUUUAUCUGAUUCUCGGUGGAAUAUUUGUAGCGUCUAUGCAAAAUGCUGCUUCGAUAGCAAGUACUUCCAUAUCGUACUUCACUGUUCUUUAUUCUACCCGGCAAGUUUAAAAGUAUUGUAAAAUCUCAUUUUAUAUACAUAUAAGAUGGACAAAUAUAGACUAAUUGUUCUCUUAAAAUGUAGCAUUAUUAUAGUUUUCAUAAAAA